Messenger RNA from Dreissena polymorpha, 1504 nucleotides. RefSeq lists its product as uncharacterized. Lineage: Eukaryota; Metazoa; Mollusca; Bivalvia; Myida; Dreissenidae. The coding region runs from base 138 to 839 and encodes 233 amino acids. The record is from RefSeq and is a predicted model, not a curated record. The transcript has 7 exons.
GGAGUGUAGACCACCCGACAGAGAGAGCAACCAUUGCUAGGAAUAUAAGGAACCUCGUAAUAAAACGCAUACUAAAAUCCAUUUUAUACGACUGCUCUUUUAAACAGGAUUUGAUACCGAACAUUAUUGGAUAAAAUAUGGCAGGUUGCGGUACACCAUCCAAAAUAACAGGCGGCUCGGUGCUCACAACCGGUCCAUACAGUAACGGUUCCUAUGCCGUAUAUACGUGCACCAGCGGAUACGUGAUGUCCGGUACGGCGUACAUAGAGUGCCUGAAUGGAAUCUGGAGCGUGAAUCUGCCUGCGUGCUCUAAACAAGACUACAACCAGGUCUACAACUACAUCACAGACAACCACCAGGAUAUUCCUAAUUGGCUGUUAUGGAUGUUCGGGGCUAUAGCUGGUCUUCUUAUCCUCCUUCUACUUGCGUGUGUUUUUGCCUGGUGCCUUCAAUGCCUAGGAUGUUUUGGACGGGGUUCAUUGUUCGGAGAAAUGAACCCUCGUGGCUCGCCCUGUAUGUGUUGUGGGCGAAAGAGCUACGACACAGCUCGCCGGAGUUGUUCGACGUUUCCCCGCAAGUACGAGUACGAUGAAGACGGUCGGCGGUAUCACCUUGACGACAACGGCAUGGCGUGCUACUACGAUCACAAAAAUAAAUCACAUGGAAAAGUUGUGCAUUAUGGGAUAGAUGGUUCAUCAGAGGCCUCAACUCCACGACCAACAUUCGUGAAUGCGGUAAACGAGGUGAUCGUAGAGAGGCGAACUCAGCCCGCAAAAGAAAUCCUUGCAUGGAAACCGCACACCAACUCCGUCCGAAACAUCAACACCAGUACGAAGUAGCAACUUGGAAUGAUGUUUUUUUUUAUCGCGCUGUAUGAGCAAACGUGGAAGAAACGAAAGCUGAAACACUUUUUUUGUAGAUUACACUAUUUUGAAAAAUAAUUUAUAAGCGUCGGCGUGAAAAUUUUUGGCUAAAAAUAUUAGUUCAAUGACAAGUAAAUUCGAGGAAUUAUGGGCUGGUAUUCAUAAAGCUCCUAAAGGUAAACUAAAGAAAAUAAUUUUGCUCUUUCAUUUUGGUGUCUUUUCUCAUUUAAUUGGUUUUAUAUUUAAGAAAAAUUUUGCAACGAAGGAUUAUAUGUUGGCAUUACAAAACCGACACCAUUAGAAUUUCAACAGAAAAUUUGAUUUAAAAAUUUCCCUUAAAUCCAGCUUAUGUAAAGAAUUGUCUUAUGAGCUAUAUGAAUACCAGCCCUGAUAUGGUUAAAAAACAAGGGAUUUGUGUCGGUCAUUUUCCGAUGUGUUUGUGUACAAUUCUUUUUUUUGGUCAAACUACAAAAUGAUCGAAACUUAAUGUUCAACGAAAAUAUUGAUGUUUCAGCACUUCUGAAUGAGGAUUCGUUUUACAACACGUAUUUAUUGCCAAUAAUUAUAAAAAAAUUCUGAAAAUAUCCACAACAAAUUAAACUAUGGAUUGCAUAUUUAGAUCUUAUUAUAUAAAUUAUGAU